This is a messenger RNA of Phoenix dactylifera (date palm), 2835 nucleotides long. The record is from RefSeq and is a predicted model, not a curated record. Lineage: Eukaryota; Viridiplantae; Streptophyta; Magnoliopsida; Arecales; Arecaceae.
AGAUAGAUCUCAUUCCCCUCGCCACCCCUCCGAUCUCCGCUCCCCCGGAUAACACACCCAUCCUAUGACCAUUGACCCCCCACGGCCAUUGAACUCCUUCCCAUUGUUCAUUUCGUGAAGAGGGGGAAGGAGAGACAGAGUGCGCGCGCGCGCGCAGAAGUAGAAGAGAAUGGGCUCCACAGCCGCGGCCACCUCCCCGUUCUUGGGCACCCGCCUGCCCGACUCGCUCCCGGCCAAGAGCGGGGGCCGAUUCCAGGCCCGGUUCGGGUUCGGCGGCAAGAAGAAGACUGCGGCCAAGAAGAGCGCCAAGUUGCCCGCCCCGGACCGGCCGCUCUGGUUUCCGGGCGCCAAGGCCCCGGAGUGGCUCGACGGUUCGGUGGUAGGCGACUACGGGUUCGACCCGUUCGGGCUGGGCAAGCCGGCCAAGUACCUCCAGUUCGAUCUCGAUUCUCCAGACCAGAACCUGGCCAAGAACCAGGCCGCGGAGGUGAUCGGGACCCGGUCCGAGACCUCGGACGUGAAGUCGACCACGCUGCAGCCCUACACGGAGGUGUUCGGGCUCCAGAGGUUCCGUGAGUGCGAGCUCAUUCAUGGCCGGUGGGCCAUGCUGGCCACGCUUGGUGCGCUCGCCGUCGUGUCGCUCACUGGCAUCCCAUGGCAGGACGCUGGAAAGGUGAGAGUCCAUGGAUCCUCCUAUCUCGGCCAGCCACUGCCCUUCUCCAUCACUACAUUGAUAUGGGUUGAGGUGCUUGUGAUUGGCUACAUCGAGUUCCAGAGGAAUGCUGAGCUCGACCCCGAGAAGAGGCUGUACCCUGGUGGCAAGUUCUUCGAUCCCCUCGGCCUUGCAUCUGAUCCCGAGAAGAAGGCCUCGCUGCAGCUUGCAGAGAUCAAGCAUGCGCGCCUUGCGAUGGUCGCCUUCUUGGGCUUUGCCGUCCAGGCCGCCGCCACUGGGAAAGGCCCCCUCAACAACUGGGUCACUCAUCUUAGCGACCCACUCCACACCACCAUCUUCGGUACCUUCUCCUCCUCCUCUUAAAGUCCCAACUCUCUCCUUCUCCAUCCAUUUGUAUUUCCUCUGCGUAAUUUUUUGCAAGGUUGUUAAGUUAGCAGAUGCAUGAUCUGUUGAAAAAAUAAUACCUAGAAAUUGCUAUAUUGUGAUUAUAGAAUGGAGUUAUAAAAGAAUAAUCUAUUAAAAUAAAAAACAAAAGAUUAAAAAGAUUUUGUCCGAAUCAAGGCGUGCGAUCAAGAACGUGAUUUGCCCCUAUGUCCGAGGUACACGAUGUUUCGAGAAUAUGGCAUCCUAAUGGAAACCAACAUUCGCUUAUGAAAUGCUACGCUGUACGUGUACACGCUCGUGCCCAUGCGCGCACGGCACAAGCGAUUGAGCCGAGCUGAAUCGCGCACGCAUGAUCACUAGCCCAAUCCCGUAUAGCCCGAUUUGGGCUUCUAGAAAAGAAAAUCUAUUUAAGCAAGAAGACUUGCUUGUGUCCUACGGACCUGAACCUCACUUGGUAUUGGUAGUAUGUAUGCGAAGAAACUAUAGUAGAUUAGACCUUGAACUAGAUCUUUUAUCUCAAACUUCUACUUAUGACACACAUAGUAUAGAUCAGUUGGGUCUUAGUGCAGUUAAUGCCAUUUAAAGGUCUUGCGUUUAGUACCUUGAUUUUUUAUGAGAAUUUUGUUAAGGUUAAUCCAAACCUCUAGUUAUGGCUUAUACGACAAUUCUCACAUAGGUAAGUCCUCUAAAAAUAUUCGUGACCUAAAAACUUGCAGAAUUUUUAUCUUGGACUUAUUAAGAGUAUAACUCAACCCUUCUAAAAAAAUUUGUUAUUGAUAAGAGCACUCAUCAUAGGGAUAGGAGGAGAUAUAUUCUAAAAGAAUGUGCUUUGACACGAUCACUCAAUCAACCUUGUUUUUACCACAUCGAACCUCCUUCAUAGAAUCUCCAAUCAUAGAGAUGGGUAUUCACUAUUGGUGACCAAAUAGUUUGUUUAAGCCCCAUCCUCCUUGAUGAUUAUAGAACUCUACUCCUAGACAAACUCUUGGUUAAUUGAUUUACCAAGUUUUUUUUUCAGACUUAAUAAAUUUCAAGAAAAUAACAUUACUCUUUUUGAGUUGUCUAACAAAAUAAUGACAAAUCCGAAUGUGUCGAUUCAUUUUGUUGUUAGUACUUUUUUGGUUCGUUAGUUCUAUUAUGGCUUUAUUAUCACAAUAAACUGAUAUGGUCAGAACUGCCCUAGGUACUAAAAGUGUCUCUAGGAUAAGAUUUUUAAUCCGCCUCAGUACAGAUGGUAUCUAGAGCAAUCAACUCGACCUCCAUAGUGCUAUGAGAUAUAAUAUUUUUUUGGAUGAUUCCUCAACAAAGGCAGCACCGUCGAGAAGAAAGAGAUAUUUAGUAGUUGAUUUAAUUAAGAUCAAAAGAAUCAGUAAUCAAAGUUGCAUCACUAUAACCUUUAACCACCUUAGGGUAUUUAGUAUAAAAGAGAGACAGAUCAAGAGUUCCCUUAGGAUAUCAUAAUACACUUUCAGCAUCUAACCAAUGAGAUUGAUUUAGAUUUUGAGUACAUCAACUUAGUCUCCCUACAACAUAGAUAAUAUUAACUCUUGUCCUAUUUACCACAUAUAGGAGAAAACCUAUAAUUUAGGAAUAUCUGUUUUGAUCAACCAGUUCACUUAAAUUCUUUUUGAGAUAAAUACUUGAAUCAUAAGGAGUAGAUAUAGAUUUUUGAUCAGAGUAGCCAAACUUUUGAAUCAUUUUCUUAAUGGAAUGAGCAAGGGAGAGAACUAUCUCUUCAGGAGAUCUGAUUAGCUUCAACCCUAGGAUAAUUUCAGUUU